GAUGCAUGCCUGUUGGGACUGUGACUACCAUGUUUGUGGACACUGCGAAGUCAAGUUCCAGGUAUCGCACCUGGUUUUCCUAUUGGCACCCGGGGGGUGACGCUGGGGGUGACGUUGGCAUCUCCGAGGAGGCUGGUAUUUUUGAGCGCUUAGACAAGUGGAUUCCCGGAUUUGGAGGACAUGGCAUCGACAGCAAUAGAGGGAGUUGCAGGAAGCGAUUCCUCAAGCUUCAGAUUAUCGGGGUCGCCAGCUUGCAGCUUGGGGCGAUCGGAUUCUGUGGUGGCCGUGUGCUUUCAGCAGAGCCUGCCACGAGCAGUGAGGAUGCGAGCCUAAAGGGACGCCCCUCCUGCCCCGCCGGCCACGACAUGGUAGAGUAUUUCUCAGCGUUGAAGCCGAGACUGAUGUGCCUCAUAGGCAACCAGCGGCAUACGUUCGUUCAUAGUCACAGACAUGCAGUUUAG
Molecule: messenger RNA, 461 nt
Organism: Symbiodinium sp. CCMP2456
Lineage: Eukaryota; Dinophyceae; Suessiales; Symbiodiniaceae
Source: the annotation of a GenBank genome assembly